CUUUGAAAAAGUCAUGACGAAGAAUUAUUCUUGGCCAUCGGCCAAAUAAAAGUCCUUUCCAGAGACUUCGGAGCCGCAUUGAAGUCAACUUCCUUAGCAUCUCGAGACAAUGGCGACUACGCGAAUCUUCGCCUGCUUCCUUGGAGCAAGUCUGGCCUUUGCUCAAGACACAUAUACUUUCACACCUUCAAUCAGCUUUGGAAGUAAUGGAUUUGCCAAUUGGGGAGCCGGAACUUGGCCUCCAGCAAGCGUGGGCGAAGUCCUGGUGCCUCAAUCAACCGACUCGGAAACUCUCUCGCUACUCCAACAAAUGGACCCCGCCCGCAUCCAAACCACAAUUCAAACACUCGUGAACUUCGGUACCAGGCACACAGCUUCAGUUACAACAAGUCCGACGCGAGGAAUCGGUGCUGCGCGAAUAUGGCUCAUGAACGAGGUGACGGAAUUGGCAAAACCAUCGAACGGGAUGAUGAAUGUCUCUAUGCCUUGCUAUUUGCAAGCUGCUGUUCCGAGGAGUGGAAUGCCAAUUGCGGCGCAAGUGUGCAAUGUGCAAGUCGAGAUCAAAGGUUCUGUGGAUGCGAACAGAACUUAUGUUUAUACGGGACAUUAUGAUUCGAGACGAUUGAACAACAGUGACUAUACUGGCGAUGCUCCUGGAGCUGAUGAUAAUGCUAGUGCGGUAGCAAUUGCUUUGGAGAUGAUCCGAAUUCUUGCACCAGUUGUGGCAAAAACUCCUCCAGCGGCGAGUAUCAUCAUUGCUACUGUUUCUGGAGAGGAGCAGGGUCUUUAUGGAAGCAAUUUUCUUGCACAGACACUCAAAAACGCUUCAAGAAAUGUACAAGCCAACUUCAACGAUGACAUUGUUGGUAGCGGAUCCAAUGCUCCUUUCUCUCCACAGAAUCAACACACCAUCAGGGUAUUCGGCGCCGGAACGGACUACCUUACCAUCAAUUCGUCCAUCAUCAAAGAAAUCAUCUCAACCGGCUACCAAGACGACACUCCAUCUCGUCACCUUGGCCGUUACAUACAAGAAGUCAACGCCGGUGCCUCGAACGUGACUGAAAUGGACGUAGCUUUGAUCUACAAACCCGAUCGAUUCUUCCGCGGCGGAGACCACGAGUCUUUCCUCUCAGCUGGUUUCCCCGCAGUUCGCUUCACGGAACCACAGGAGGAUUUCUAUCACCAGCAUCAGGAUCCUCGAGUACAGGAUAGUGUGACUUACGGUGAUGAGAUUGAAUACGUGGAUUUUGAAUACACGGCGAGAGUUGGUAAAGUGAAUCUUUUGAGUUUGUGGAGCAUUGCGAAUGCGCCUGCGACACCUAGCAACUUUACUUAUGACACGAACAUUGGGUUCUUGGCUGAAAGCUUGGAUACGCCACCGAGCUAUCUGGAGAAUAUCAUCAAGCUGUAUUGGGAUGUUGCGGAUGAUCCCCUGCUCGACUACUAUGAGGUCGUCUGGAGGCCCAUGGCGAGUCAGCAGUGGACGCACACACUAAACGUAGGACUGGCUAACACAACAAUCAUCCCGGUCAGCAAAGACAAUGCGGUAUUUGGAUUGAGAGCUGUCGGUAAGGAUGGAAAGAAAAGUCCAGCAACGUAUACACUUGCUGUUGCCUCGCAGUACUUUGGUUAGGACAACGCAUGCCAAAAAGUUAUGUUCGUAGCAAAAUAGACAAUACACAUGAUUGGUGACUAGUUGUAUGUGAAGCGGAAUAAGACUCUCCAGGAG
Molecule: messenger RNA, 1729 nt
Organism: Mollisia scopiformis
Lineage: Eukaryota; Fungi; Ascomycota; Leotiomycetes; Helotiales; Mollisiaceae
Product: Zn-dependent exopeptidase
Exons: 3
Coding region: 110-1633 (507 amino acids)
Biological process (GO): proteolysis
Molecular function (GO): metalloexopeptidase activity
Source: RefSeq, a predicted model, not a curated record